GACUGUGUACGUUCGAAUGAAGACCUGCCUUCUUGACAAAUCGUCCCAGCUGACAAAUGUUCUACGUUGAACCAACCAACCAAAAGAAUACAUUGUGAGGGGACCCCGAAGCCUUUGUAAUAACACACUUGAUCACCAACGCCUUGUAACAAUCAACGAUCUAUACGCGACAAUAUUCCAUACAGUGACACCCGCUCCAUCAAAAUGCAGACCACAUCUUCGCACACCGCGAACCCCUUCUCUCCCGGCUCCUCCACCCAGCCCGCCAUCAUCUUCCCCGCGCCCUUCACCCCAGGAACAACCGACAACUACUUCUCCAACGAAGUCUUCGCCGCCGGCGUCUCCGCAGCCCAGAUCUGGGCCCAGCUCGCCGAUAUCCGCAAAUGGACCACUUACUACAAGAACUGCGCACAGGUGACACCGCCCGACGAGGGCCCGCAGCUGCUCAAGGGCCGCGUGUUUAAGUUUAGCACGUUCGGGUUCGCGCCGUUGACGUGCGAGGUUCGGGAGAGCGUUGCGCCGGAGAGGGGGCGCGAGGGCAGACUGGCGUGGUACAGUCGGGUGGAGGAGGGCGUGGAGGUGUAUCAUGCGUGGCUUGUGCAGGAUGUUGGGGCCGGGCGAGUGAGGGUGCUGACACAGGAGAGUCAGAUUGGGCAGGUUUUCAAGGGUUGGAGUGCGCAGAAGCCGAAUCUGAUGCUGUUGGGACAUCAGGAUUGGUUGGAUGGCUUGGUGAGUAAGGCCUGGGGGGAGAAGAUUGGGGAGACGAAUUUGGAGGCUGUGGGGUUCUCUGUGGGACAACUUGUAGAGGACGAGGAGGUUGAAAAGCCCGCUGUGAAGUUUGGGGUCUAGCUGAAGCGA
Molecule: messenger RNA, 858 nt
Organism: Boeremia exigua
Lineage: Eukaryota; Fungi; Ascomycota; Dothideomycetes; Pleosporales; Didymellaceae
Exons: 2
Coding region: 205-849 (214 amino acids)
Source: RefSeq, a predicted model, not a curated record